Molecule: messenger RNA, 3684 nt
Organism: Plasmodium gonderi
Lineage: Eukaryota; Apicomplexa; Aconoidasida; Haemosporida; Plasmodiidae
Exons: 1
Coding region: 1-3684 (1227 amino acids)
Source: RefSeq, a predicted model, not a curated record
AUGAAAAUUAGGAACUACAUCUUCGCCAAAGUAACAGACGUGUACAACCAUAUUGAAAAACUAAACACCCAUUGGGGAAAAUCAGAUUUAGUGAAAAAUUAUGUCAACAAUUACAAUAAUAAAAUAGCGAAAAAGAGCCUAGAGAUAAUAAAAAAUGAUGUGCACAGGACUCUACAUGAGAACCUCUUGCCCUGUGAAAGAAACAGAAAUGAAGAACUAGUAUUCCAUAGCAGAUAUGUAUAUUUUGAACAUAAGACUGAAAAGCAUCUCUUAGUAUGUAGAAAAAAAAUAAAAAGAAAAUUUGACUCUAAUUCUCGAUUUUAUCAGAUUAACAAAUCUAUAGAUGAUCUGAAAAAGGAAAAGUACAUUUCUAAUUACACAUGUGAAAUUGUUGCUAUAUUCCCUUCAACUUGUUUUGUCAAAUUUUUUAACGUAAAAAGAAAUUCUUUCUUUUCUUUCAUUGUAGAGCACUAUGAUUGUAAUUUAAAUUGGGCAUACAUUUUCAGAGGAACUACCAUUGUUAGGGACAAGCACCUGGAUCAACUAGAUUGUAAACAAAAUUUUCCAUUCUACAGAUGGAAAAAACUGGAGAGAGAUACUCGAGGAGUUGCAAUCUGGAGGUGCAGUUCUACUGAAGGAGGGAAAAAAAAUCAUCGUGACAAUUGCAGAAGUAGGGUACUCUGUUCACAGCGGAGUGCUAGAAGGAACAGUUAUGUGCACCGACACAGUAUUGUUAACCGAUGCUUCUUCCAACAACAGGGAGUUCAAAAUAUCGAGUUUGUAAAUAGGGAAAAAACAAAUGACUUUCUCACUACAGAACUUGAUGAGAAGUAUAGAUGUGGAAAGUUAUACUUGAACUCAUGCACCAAUGCUUGCUCAGUUUAUUUCCCAUUACAUAAGAACCUACUUUUUGAAGAAAAAAAUGAAGAAAAUUUUUUAAAUUUAUACCAAAGUAAAGACAUGAAAAGACUCUUCCUUCUAAGUGGAAAUCAUCACACAAACAAAUUAUUUUUACUCCAUUUUAAGAAUAAAAAAAAAAAAAUGAAGAAAAAAAAGAAUGAACACUAUGAAUUGCAGCUAAUUCAAUUCUCCGGUGCAAUAUUUCAACAGGGGAAAUAUUUUAUCGAAAAUUUUCAAAAUCAUUUAUUGUUCCUAGGACAAGAGAAUAAUCAAACGAACAUAUACAUCCUCAGUUAUGAUAAGUUACAUUUCCUUUUAUCAAAAAAAACAACAACAUUUAAGAAUCGAGUAAAGAUUCAUUUAAAAUUCUCAACACAUGAUGUACACCUUACAAGGGAAGAAGUAUAUGUAGAUGAUUAUCUAACAAGAAUAGUAUCUUUGCAAAAUUGCACACUCCACGACUUUGACAUGACUAAGUUUGGACUUGUUUUUUGCAUGUAUCGCUAUUUCCUGAAUCCAUUUAUAUGUAUAAUAUACAUGUUCAGAAAGAAAAUUGUCAAAUGUCACACAUAUCACUCCUCUCAUAGGGGAAAUGAACUAGUUCCAAGAGACAGCAUUCAUGACACACUACCCAAGCGAAGUAAACCUCGAAGACUUCUUUGGAAGCACAGAGAAGUGGAGGAUGAGACAAACAAAGCUGGUAUAGCUAGAAAAAUGUGCAACAAGAAAAAGGUGUGCAGGAAUACAAAAAUGGGGAACAAAUCGAGAAAGACAAACAUUCCUAGUAGCGAAUGUGAAAUAGUGUACAAGAUAAGAACCGUGCGUUUACCCUUGAUAAAGGGGAGCAUACAAUGUGGAAUUAAUAACAUCUUCCAAAAUCACAUGAUAAAUGUUUACAUUUCAAACACAUUUGUAAGCAGUAUCAGAUUGGUGAUAAAUCUAAGGAAAGGAAUAAUUGCUUUUCCAGAAAAUAUUAUGAAAGAAGAAGAAAAAAAAACGCUUUUCUUUCGCUCAAAAAAUAAUAUCUUGUAUGAUUUACAAUUUGAACAGAUUUUUCAUAAAAAUUUAAAAUUCAAAAUUAAAGAUUUGUUUAUUUACACACCAGAGGGAAGAAACCAAAUACCAAUUACACUCAUUUAUAAACACAAAAAUAAUAAGAAUCUCUGUCAUGUCAGAGAGGAAGUUUAUAAAAACUUCUUCACAUGUGCCGAUGAGACUAUUGCUUCCGAUAGGGGAAAGAACGUCUUUAAAUUUCUAUCUUCAGUGAAAUUCCCUGCACAAGCAGGAGGAAAGAAAUUUUAUCAUAAAGAAGACGAAGGAGAGGGUGGAGAAGCACAGCUUCCAUUGUUUAUUCAACCGAGUAAGACGAUUAUUAAUGUGUACCCAUUUUAUCACCAACUGAACAUUUGCAGCUAUUCGGAUGAAUUUCAUUUUUACCUUUUAAAUGACUAUGUCAUCGUUUAUUUUCACCUGACCGGUUCAGGUGGAUUGCAAGACGGAAAAAAAAAAAAAAAUAAAAUAAACAAAAUGGGCGAAGUGGGCAAAAUGGGCGAAGUGGGCAAAAUGGGCGAAAUGGGCGAAGUGGGCAAAAUGGGCGAAAUGGGCGAAGUGGGCAAAAUGGGCGAAAUGGGCGAAGUGGGCGAAAUGGGCGAAGUGGGCAAAAUGGGUGAAAUGACAAAAUGUAAGGCGUACGAAAAAUUAAGGAUCAUUCGAGAGCUUACAGAUUGCAUAAAUUUUAUUAAAUACAUGAACAUAAGUGAUACCGAUAAUAUGUCUAUAUAUCUUCACUCUAACAGUGGAUUACUCGGGGGUUUUCUUUUAAAUCAAACAAGAAACAAAAUAAUUCAAAAUGUUAUUCUCGUGAACCCAAUGUUAGACCUUUUCAAUAAUCUUACCGAUUUGAAAAAUCCCCACGCACAAUCUGAGCAUCUUGAAUUUGGAAAUGUUUCUCCACACGAACUUCUCCUGAAUGGAAAUGCUUCUCCACCCAAGAGUCGUUCAGAAUGUAGAAAAAGAAAUAUAAAACCAAAAAUUGGUAAUUUGCAAAAUGGGAAAUGCUUUCAGCAUAGAGAGAAAAAUAAAAUCUGUAACAUUCAUGAUACGCGAAAAUUUCUUCGAAAUAAUGCAACACAUCAGGAUUGUAGAAUUAUGAAUAAUCAAAACGAUACACACAAUCACACAAAAAAUAAACACAAGGAAAGACAAUUAAGUUUGUGUCACCAAAAUAAUAUGCUCUUUCUGUAUUCCAUAUGCCCAUAUAACAGAAUAGAACCCGACUAUCGUGAAGUUGUACACACAUCCAAUAAACCAGAAGGCAUCAGUUCAUUACAUAUUCAAGUAAAGGGUAAUGAUAAUCUUAAUCAUAAUCUUAAUCUUAAUCAUAAUCAUAAUCAUAAUCUUAAUCUUAAUCAUAAUCAUAAUCUUAAUCAUAAUAAUAAUCAUGAAUUUCUUAAAAGUACCGUUUUAUUGUAUCUAAACAGAUAUGAUAUUAUAUGUCCUAAUUAUAAUUCAAUUAAAUAUUUUUUAAAAUAUAAAGAUUAUAAGAACGUAGAAAUGAAGUUCUCCUACUACACAUUUGACACGCAUCAUAUUGAAGGAAAGCGUACUUUAAUAGAACGGGUAAAUUUUUUUAAUUUCCAUAAUGAACAAAAUGAAAUUGAGAGAAAAAAAAAACCUCUUUACAUUUCCUUUUCGAAGCAUGGAGGACAUGGUGGUUUCAGUGAUUAUAACUCCAUGAUAAAUCGGAUGAUGGAGAGAAUUUAUUUUCAUUUCUUUCUAACGUAA